AUGACCGAAAUAACAAGUUAUGAUUCACUCCGUGAUCCAGAGGCUAAUGAACAUGCCCUGAGACUGUUUGAAGCUACCGUAGCGGCUCAAGAGCUAAGUGCGUAUUUCAGACACACUAUGGUGGGGCCAGAUUAUGAACGAUUGGUCACCGAGUUGCGGGCCGUUUUAGAUGAAAAAGGAUAUAGAGUACCUACAGAGAAUACCCAGAUCUCAAAUCCUAUAACAGUUCUGAAUACCUUUAGAUGCAGGUACGACCGUCCUUGGGGAAAAUCAAUGGUCUCGGCUAUCUCAGCUUGUUCAGGCUUAAUUGAUCUCACCACUGAUUCGGGUACCGAUAGUCCAUCGGAAUGA
Tremella mesenterica DSM 1558 is the source of this 351-nucleotide messenger RNA. RefSeq lists its product as uncharacterized. The transcript has a single exon. Lineage: Eukaryota; Fungi; Basidiomycota; Tremellomycetes; Tremellales; Tremellaceae. The record is from RefSeq and is a predicted model, not a curated record. Bases 1 to 351 code for a protein of 116 amino acids.